UUGUUGCAGGUUUGCAGACAGACAUCAGUAUUGGCUGUGUUUGUGUGAAACUCUCGUGUAGUUUGGGUGGAAGAAAGGAGCACCAGUGGGUUGUUCAUAUUGAGGAAGGAAGCUUGUUGCAGGAAAAGCAACUUAAGGUCUAUAAUUAUCUCCAAGUGGCUUUUCUUUUCCCCCUCGGAUCCCUCAGUGACGGUCGGGCUGAAGAAGAGACUCAACAUGGAGGAAUGGUGUUGAAAACGCUACUGUUCAGUAUUUUAACCUCUAGUUAGUACUGUAUAUAAACUUAUUCAUGCAGUCUUCUGCUCACAUAUUGAGCUGUUUGAACUAGUUUAGUCGGAUCAAUAUUUAUGCGUUUGGGAACCUGCUGGAGAACAUCUGCAACUCUUCCUGUUGAAGGUUUAGGACCGGAGCAGUGAUGGAGGACAUCGACAUCGAGCAGCUGGAGCCUUUGGACCGAGACGGGAAACCGCUCAGCAGUUCAGCGGACGAGCCUGACGGUGGCAAAAAGAAUGGAUGUUGUGAGAAGUUCCAGGAUACGGUCUCCAGAUGGAUGCUUCCAGCGGACUCCCGCAAAACGUACCUGGAACGGGCCAACUGCUGCCCGCCCCCCAUCUUCAUCAUCCUCAUCAGUAUUGCAGAGCUGGGAGUGUUUAUCUACUACGCUGUGUGGAAGCCUCAGAAGCAGUGGGUGACCCUGGAUGAAGGCAUCUGGAAAAGCCCCCUCACAUACAAGUCUGAUCGGCGGCAGGAAGCAUGGCGCUUUAUCUCCUACAUGUUUGUCCACGCUGGUGUGGAGCACAUCGUGGGAAACCUGAUAAUGCAGCUGCUGCUGGGCAUCCCGCUGGAACUGGUCCACAAAGGAUUUGAAGUGGGGAUGAUUUACAUGGCGGGCGUCCUGGCAGGCUCGUUGGCCAGCUCCAUUUUUGAUCCUCUCAGUGCUUUGGUGGGAGCCUCUGGGGGUGUUUAUGCCCUAAUAGGAGGCUACUUUAUGAACGCAGUGGUGAAUUUCCGAGAGAUGAUUCCUCUCCUUGGAGUAUUUCGUAUCCUCGCCAUAGUGAUAUUUGUUCUUACAGAUUUUGGCUUUGCCUUCUACAGAAGAUUUGCCACCGACGAGGAUGGUAUGAAGGUGUCCUUUGUGGCUCAUUUUGGAGGAAUCGUGGCCGGGAUGACCAUUGGCUACGUCUUCUUCAGCGAUUACAACAAGAAGCUACUCAAAGACCCACGUUUCUGGUUGUGUAUAGCGGGCUAUGUUGUCUUUCUGAUCUUUGCUGUUGUCUUUAACAUCUUCCUGUCUCCGGCAACAUAGGACCAUAAAGCUGCACUCACCAACCUUUUUUAAAGUUGACACUUAACGCCUUAAUGUCACACUCAGGAUGCUGCAUUUCACUGAUGUGUUUCAGAGAAAAGUUGCUUUUCAGGGACUUUUAUGAAUGUUGUUCAGCGUAUUUUAUUAUUUUUUAUCAGAUUUUCCUCUUUUGUAGAGCUGAAUGUGUGAGUUCAAAGGGAAGGGUGCCUCCUGCUGUUUAUGUGCAGCAUUGCAGAAGGCAUAUUUAACAUUUUAGACAAUGUGGAGCAAGACGUGCCUUUAAAUAGCGAGUAAUUUAGAACUGAAUGAAAUGUUAUCUGUACCUUUUUUAAUGUCAUUUACGUUCUUAUUUCUGUGUUUGAGUAUUUUGUAUGUGAGUUUUUAGAUCUCUUUGUACUUGUUGUUAUCAGGAAAUGAAUGAACACACUGGUCCUAUUUCAUGUCAUUUUUCUUUAAUAGGAAUUAAUGCUCAGACUGUUUAAUAGCAUCAUUUAAUGCUACACUAUGCAAAUUUUCUGUUGAAUCGUGAACUCUUAUGGACUUUCAGUAUUCAUGAAAUGUGCCACAUUAAACACCAAAUCUGAUGAAGACAUGUUGAUUGGCUGUAAGAAAACACUAACCAAGGCCUAUUGAAAGAGGCUGGGACACGGGUCAUGGGGUAUAACACAUGCGCGUUGUAACUGGAGCUGCGGUCGUGCGUUGCGAUUGGCUCAAUUUCGGCAAGUGCAGACCAGAUUUUACUGCGCAUGUGUUGUACCCCAAAGAUCUGACGCAUUGAUAGCCUCUCUUCUUUUCACCCUCCUUGACACUAACAAGGAAAUCUCAGGGAAAAAAGUGGGCGAAUGUCAAAAAUGUUGGUGUUGCUCGUUCCUUCUGUAAGCAAAAGAGCUGGUUUACCACCAGGCCCUGGCUUAAUGCCACCUUAUUGUUUUAGGCACUUCCUGUUGACAGGACAUAGCUUGAUUAAUUUCUCUGUCAUGCUUAUUGUUUUGUUUUUUUUACCUUGGAAAUACAAAACUUCGGCCUUAAACAUAAAGAUCCAGCUUUUGGAAACACGUCUACUGUUAGUAAAAUUUAACAGUUGUUGAUAUCAUAUUGAACUGUAGGGAAGUUGUUUAGGAAGUUUUAGUUCAGUGGCGGUACAUUUUCUGUUUCACAAGUCUACAAAUGCAAACUCUUUGAUAUUACUGGUCUACUUGUGGUGUGAGAAGGGCAUUAAGUACAGGUUGUAAUUCAGAAACCACUCUUAUGUUAGAAAAUGUAUUUCAUGAUCUAAACUCAGGUAAACUAUGACCAAAGACGAAACAGGAACCUCCUACACUAAGGUCUUGAAUUUCCACAGCUCAAUGUUUUAAUAAAGUUUGAUGUAUUUUGUCAAA
Sebastes umbrosus (honeycomb rockfish) is the source of this 2685-nucleotide messenger RNA. It is a transcript of the gene rhbdl2, whose product is annotated as rhomboid, veinlet-like 2 (Drosophila). The transcript is spliced from 8 exons. Bases 416 to 1306 code for a protein of 296 amino acids. Lineage: Eukaryota; Metazoa; Chordata; Actinopteri; Perciformes; Sebastidae. Gene Ontology annotation, molecular function: serine-type endopeptidase activity. The record is from RefSeq and is a predicted model, not a curated record. Gene Ontology annotation, cellular component: membrane.